CCCUAUGAACGGCGGCGGCAGAGCGCCGCCCAGCGGAAGCGGGAGGCUUCGCCGUGACCGAGGAGAGAAAGGGACGAGGGAACAAGUAAUGGCGGCCAGUUCGUGUGUGUGACUGAGCAGAGAAGUAGGAGGAGCACUCCGCGCCUUCGGGCCCUUGUUGGAAGCCCGGCAGCGCCGCCGCUCCUCGAAGCAGGGGCGCCGGAGACAGCGACAGCGCCUCCCGUCCUGGGGGGGCCCGCGGCGGGGCUAUGGUGAACACUCGGAAGAGCUCCCAGUCCCAGCGCCUCUCCGGUAAGACGGCGGUGGCGGUGGUCUCGGGGCCCGGCAGCCAUUUCAUCUCAUCCAGGACCCGCUUGUCUAGGACCAGCGCCAAGGCGGCGGCGGCGGCGGCAGCGGCGGCGGCGGCGGCGGCGGCGGCCGGGCAGGAUGAGGAGUCGACCCGGAGAGAUGACGGUAGUGAUGCUAGCUUAAGUGAUAGCCACAUAUCUCCUCCAGCCAAACGUACCUUGAAACAUGCUGAUUCUGUAUGCAAAGACAAAUCAAAAUCUCGCAGUACAGGGCAGCGAGAGGAAUGGAGCGUCUCAACUGGACAGUCCAGGUUAACUUCUCAGUCUGGUGCUACCUUACCAAAUGGGCGUAGCUUAUCUCUCAAAAGCUGUUCCCUUCGAGGGGAGAAAAAAGGAGAUGGAGAGCAUGCUUGCAUAAAUGGAGGCAGAGAAAUCAGAAAAAGUUGUCGCUCCAGAAAAAACAGAUUUGAAAGUUUAAAUCAAAGUUUACUGUUUGAUCAAUUAGUAAACAGUACGGCUGAAGCUGUUCUGCAGGAAAUGGACAAUAUUAACAUUAGACGGAAUAGGCGUUCAGGUGAAGUGGAAAGGCUACGCAUGUGGACCGAUACAGAAUUUGAAAACAUGGAUAUGUAUUCACGUGUGAAGAGGAGGAGAAAAUCAUUGAGAAGAAAUAGCUAUGGAAUCCAGAAUCACCAUGAAGUUUCCACAGAAGGGGAAGAAGAAGAAUCUCAAGAAGAAGAUGGAGAUAUUGAAGCAGAGGAGGCAGAGGGAGAAGAAAAUGAUCGUCCAUAUAAUUUGAGACAAAGAAAAACAGUGGAAAGAUAUCAAGCGCCUCCUAUAGUGCCAGCCCAUCAGAAGAAAAGGGAAAAUGCAUUAUUUGACAUUCAUAGAUCUCCUGCAAGAAGAAGCCAUAUAAGGAGAAAGAAGCAUGCCAUUCAUAGCAGUGAUACCACCUCUUCAGAUGAAGAACGCUUUGAAAGAAGAAAAUCGAAGAGCAUGGCAAGAGCAAGAAACCGAUGUCUGCCUAUGAACUUUAGAGCAGAAGACUUGGCCAGUGGAAUCCUGCGUGAACGAGUGAAAGUUGGUGCAAGUUUGGCUGAUGUAGAUCCAAUGAUUCUUGAUAAAUCGGUGCGCUUUGAUAGCAUAGGUGGAUUGAGCAAUCAUAUUCAUGCACUUAAGGAAAUGGUUAUAUUUCCACUUCUUUAUCCUGAAAUAUUUGAAAAAUUCAAAAUUCAACCACCAAGGGGCUGUUUGUUUUAUGGUCCUCCUGGAACAGGUAAAACCUUGGUAGCUAGAGCUCUGGCCAACGAAUGCACCCAAGGGGAGAGAAAAGUUGCUUUUUUUAUGAGGAAAGGAGCAGACUGUCUCAGCAAGUGGGUUGGUGAAUCUGAACGACAACUUCGACUGCUCUUCGAUCAAGCUUACCUGAUGAGGCCAUCUAUCAUCUUCUUUGAUGAAAUAGAUGGCUUGGCCCCCGUCCGUUCUAGCAGACAAGACCAGAUUCACAGUUCUAUAGUAUCAACUCUUCUUGCUCUCAUGGAUGGUUUGGACAACAGAGGGGAGAUAGUUGUCAUUGGUGCUACAAACAGACUUGAUUCUAUCGAUCCAGCACUCAGGAGACCAGGUCGUUUUGACAGGGAAUUUCUUUUUAGUUUGCCUGAUCAAAGGGCAAGAAAGCACAUUUUACAGAUUCAUACAAGGGACUGGAACCCCAAAUUAUCAGAUAAUUUUUUAGGAGAAUUAGCUGAAAAAUGUGUCGGGUAUUGUGGAGCUGACAUUAAAGCACUUUGCACUGAGGCUGCCUUGAUUGCCCUGCGACGGCGCUAUCCUCAGAUCUAUAUGAGCAGUCAGAAACUGCAGCUUGAUGUUUCUUCAAUCGUUCUCAGCGCACACGAUUUUUACCAUGCAAUGCAGAAUAUUGUGCCUGCCUCUCAGCGUGCCAUGAUGUGGUCAGGGCAUGCGCUAUCACCUAUCAUAAGGCCACUGCUGGAGAGAACUUUCAAUGACAUCCUGGCAGUUUUGCAUAAAGUGUUUCCUCAUGCUGAAUUCAGCCAGGGUGACAAAAGAGAAGAUUCACUAAAUCUGAUUUUGGAUGAUAGUGAAGAUGAAAAUACUUCAUCAAUAUUUGAGACAGAUUGCCAGUUAGGAUCACCAAAGAAACAGUUACCAGCUGCUAUACAUAAACCGUACCUUCAUUUUACAAUGUCCGCUCACCACCAGCCCACCUCUUACAGGCCAAGGUUACUGCUUUCUGGGGAGAGGGAUUCAGGUCAGACAUCACACCUUGCUCCAGCCCUAUUGCACUCUCUUGAAAAAAUUGCUGUACACAGAUUAGAUCUGCCUGCACUUUAUUCGGUCAGUGCCAAGACUCCUGAAGAAUCAUGUGCUCAGAUCUUCCGUGAAGCAAGAAGAACACUACCAAGUAUUGUUUACAUGCCUCAUAUUGGUGAUUGGUGGGAAGCUGUCAGUGAAACUGUGAGAGCUACAUUUCUAACGUUGCUCCAAGAUAUACCAUCAUUCUCACCUAUAUUUCUACUUUCUACCUCUGAAACUAUGUAUAGUGAACUGCCUGAGGAGGUCAAAUGUAUCUUUAAAAUCCAGUAUGAGGAGGUUUUUUACAUUCAGAGACCUAGCAAGGAAGACAGGCGUAAAUUUUUCCAAGAGCUGGUUCUCAAUCAAGCAUCAAUGCCUCCCUCAAGGAGGAAACGAACAGAUCUUUCUGAAAUGGAGGUGCUUCCUCUUGCAUUGCCAUCUCCAACCCGGCAGCUGUCAGAGAUUGAAAAGCAGCGAAUGGAGGACCAGGAAGAAAAUACACUGAGGGAGCUGCGGUUGUUUCUCAGGGAUGUUACCAAGAGGCUGGCCACAGACAAGCGCUUUAACAUCUUCAGCAAACCGGUGGAUAUUGAAGAGGUUUCAGAUUAUCUUGAAGUUAUCAAAGAGCCAAUGGACCUGUCUACAGUAAUAAGUAAAAUUGAUAAACACAACUACUUAACGGCAAAGGAUUUCCUAAUAGAUAUAGAUCUCAUCUGCAGCAAUGCAUUGGAAUAUAAUCCUGACAAAGAGCCUGGGGAUAAAAUAAUUAGGCAUAGAGCCUGCACUCUGAAAGACACUGCACAUGCUAUCAUUGCUGCUGAGCUGGAUCCAGAGUUCAAUAAAAUGUGUGAAGAAAUAAAGGAAGCAAGGAAAAAAAGAGGCUUAUCAGUAACAGCAGAGCAAAUAAAUCCUCAUGGUUCCACUGUACAGAAAACAGAAAGUAGAGUUGAAGAAGCAUUCCAGAACAGGCAAAAAAAUGCAAUGACAGUUUGGCAGAACUCUGCAAAUAAAUGUGCAUUUCGAUUACGGAGGAAGUCAAGACGACGUUCACAGUGGGGCAAAGGCAUUAUUAAAAAAAGAAAAGUAAAUAAUUUGAAGAAAGAUGAGGAUGAAGCCAAGUUUGCAGAUGACGAAAACCAAGGGGAGGACAGCAAGUUGCUGGAGAAUGGGGAACUUGAGGGAAGUACUGACUGCAUUGAGGAGAAUGGCGAGGAAACGGGAGAUCUCUCUUUGACAAAUGAUGAGUCAUCUUGUGAUCUCAUGGAUAUACAUGGAGAUCAAAGACUCAAUAAUGGGACAGUAGCGAAAGAAAACAAUAUACCAUCCACAGAGGAGAGUUCAAAUGAGUCCCUGCUAGUAAGUAACAAGGCUACUGUGAAUGCAGGGAAUGACUCCAAGGAUGAGUCCUCGUUCAAGAGGGAUCGUUUAAAUGGGGAGGCAUCUGAAGGGACACCCAUUCCAGGAUGUCAGUAUGGCAAAUGUGAUUCACUGAAUGCAGUUUUACCUUCUGGCAUCCCCGACGUGUCUUCUUCCAAGCCAAAUGCAACAAUUGAUGACCAACUAAUAGAAAAAUCCGAUGGUUCAAACGAUAUCCCCGAGGCAGAACAGAUAAAACUGUCUGGCAGUGAGACACCACAAGGCAACAAUAGUGAAAAGAAACUGCAAGGCACAGAUACCGAGUCAAAAGAAACUGAAUCAGAUAAAGAAGGUACAAUGAAAAAUAAAAAACCUCGCAAAGUCGCUUUGACACAGGUUCCAGAAGAGCAGCUGGAUCCUGUACCUCCUGUAAUAGUUGACCAUGACAGAUUAAUGAAUUUACUUGAUUUGUUGGUUAUGAAAAGUGACAACCUGACAGUUGACCAGCUUGAGAGGCUCUACUCAUUGCUUAAUCAAUGCAUUUUCCGGCAUCGUAAAGAUUAUGACAAGUCACAGCUUGUAGAGGAGAUGGAAAGAACAGUUCAUAUGUUUGAAACAUUCCUGUGAACUCUUCGAGAUGUGCGGGUUUGUCUUUUCAUAAGCUGCUCAUGGGAGAGCCAUUCUUCUGAGCCAUUCGAUUUCCGGUUGCACCAAGUAUGUGCCGAGCCUUGGUCUUAACACGCUCGCUCUUUGUCUCUCUUUCUGUUAUGAAUUUGGUGCUAUUGUCUCAGGUACCUGAAACCAGCCAGCCUACAAGAACCAAACAGAACUUCAUAAUAUUUGUAUCUUAAUAGAAAUAAAGAAUAUAAUGCCACAACUUGGAGAUUUUUGGUGCUACAGAAACUGCUCUCAUUUCUGCUGCCUAUAUGCAUUAUCUUAGGAGAAGCUUCAGGCAAAAUGCCACAAACUGGAUAGAGCAGAUCUAACUGAUUGUUUCUUUAAGUGGGCAGCUCCUAAAAUUUUACUGUUUUCUUUUUUUAUUCUCUGAGGUGAUGGACAGAAGCCUGUUUUUAAAGCUGGCAGUGAAGAAUUGUGGUAAAAUGAAUUAACUUUGGUAUACAAUAAUGUGAAGAUGAGGCUCAUGUGAGCUGCCUUCAAUGUGCCUUUUUAGUCAGAGGAGGAGGAGGUGGGAGGAGGAAGAGGAGAAGGCUCUUAAAAUGGUUGGGAUUGUAGCCAAUGACCGAGUUAGAAAGUUCUUUUCAAAAGCCUGUGUUCCCAAAGAACAGUUCCAGGUUCCCACACUGUUGAGUGGCAGCCAGUAUUACAUUUUCACAUGUCUGUGUUGCUCUCCAGAAACAAAAUUAUAGAAAUAAGCACGUUAUCUCAAAAUGAUAAAGUGAAUUUAUUCCAAAAGUGUAUUCGUUUUGAAAAAAAAAAAAACUGUGAAAAAUUCACAGUUGGUAUUAAAGGUGGCUGUAGUUGCAUUUUUGAUUUUAAGUGUUCCAUUUUAUUCCUUCAGAGUUUUUAAAAACAGGUUUCUUUCUAAACUUCCAUUAUUUUGGAAGCUAAGACUUGCUGGGUGGCCAUAGACAGAAAAGACAAUUUUCUGCUGCAGUCCUUUAGCCCUCUGUAUAUAUUAGACCAGGCUCAUUCAAUACAAUUCAUACUGAGCAGUAUUAAUGAGAAAAUAACGGAAUGGCCUUUAAUUUUGUUUAGCGUUGGAAUCCUGAAUUGGGCUGAGAAGGUUGCAGAUCUCUAGAGUUGAUGAUGUGAUAGCAGUUUUCAAACUCAUUCCUUUGAAAGAUAAGGAGAGGGAUGCUCCAGGCAAGAGGAAGGCUGCUAUAGGCCCAGUAUCAAGCAGUCUCUCACGGUUUGCUGUUAGAACAACGCAUAGAAGAUCAGAUGGGCAAGUGUCAUGGUUGAAAUAGUAUCCAUUGAAAAACACGAAGCGAAGCUGCAGGCAUGUCUUUUCCCAAAUAUGCAACUCAGUAUGUUUUGUUCUUAACAAGCAAAAAUGGUCGUGGACUACUGCAGAAAUACUCAGCUACCUCAGCUUUUUGUAUUUCAACUACCAACGAGUGUUUACGAAAGGCUGUAAACCGCUUUGCUACCGCUCACAUGCUAAAGCUAAGGUACUUGUGACUCAGUGUGUAGCUCAUAGUACGCCACUGCUGAAAAGCAGGCUCUGGCCUCGGGCUGCUGCAGUAAUCCAAAGUGCUUUCCCCAACCACACUCCCCCCCCCCCUCAGUUAUUUUCUAUAAGCCUUCUAACUCUAAGCCUCCCUGGGCCCACCCCAGAUGCCACUUGUUCAAUUCCUAAUAUGCAUUUAGUCACACACUAUUCUAAACACAACUCCUGUAGAAAUGCUGUAUUUUUAGGUGGGAAAGUGCGAUUAAAACAAAAACAUUUUGAAGUAGUACUUCAUCCAUUUUAGAAAUUUGAUUGUGCAGACUUCUCAUUUUUCUGUUAGUAUUUAUUGCCAUUAUAACUGUUUAGGAUAUUUUGCUGUCAAAUCCAUUAGCAUUUUGUAUUUUGAUGGAAAUUGUUACAAAACUUUGAGAUUUGAUGAAACGAAAUGUAGCAGAUUUUUUGUAGCAAGUUUCUGGUAAAAUAAUUUUUUGCAAGUCUCAGGUUCUUGCAGCAUUUUUAAAAUAUUGUAGUUCAAAGAUACUUUUGUUCAAGUAGCAGCAGCACUUGUGAAAAGAAAACUGCAUACAUUUUUAACAGGUUGCUAAAUUUGUACAAGUUUAAAUCCUUUAAAUAUAGUUGUCAAUUAAUUUGAAAAGAGUAUGUUAAAUUCAAGUCCAGCAUUAAAAAUGCUUCCAACUGGUCAGUUGAGGGGGAAAAAUCUUAGUAGUUUUUGAAUGUUGAUAAAAAAAAAAUUGAGGAACUGCCUCUAAAUGUUAUAGGUUUUUCAGAAGAAUUAGCUUAUAUAACUGUGUUAGUGGGCAACAUGAAUAAAAAUUAUAUAUUCACCCUUUUGGCUCCAAAACCACACUAAAAACAUGUAUUGCUUUUCUUUACCAAUAGCAUAGUGGUUGUAGAAUUAAACUCGUUAAUCUCUUCAUGUUGUCAAGUCGUUUACUAUCUGUAUUUCUGUUGUUAUUAUUUUGCCACAUAAAACUGGCAAUAAUCUGUACAAAUCAAUUCUUGUUUCUUGUUAUGAAUAUUACCAAUGAACUCCUGUGCAAGGCCUUAUCCUAGGGCCAGAUGGAGGUUAAAUUUCUGUGGGGCUAAUGAUGGAACCGCUCGAAGAUGACCAUGGCUUUGGAGUUAAUUGUGUUUGCAAGCUUGAAUUUCACCUGUGAUUAAUUUAUGUUUUGUGUCCUUGAUAUUGUUACUUGAGUUUUCUCAUAUGCCAAUGUAUUUAUUAUAGGAUUAUGGGUGGUUUGUUUUUGUUUUUGCUAAUACCUUGUCUUCCCAUACUUUUUUUUAAAUUUGGAGGUUAAUUUUUGGCUUUGUUUGAAAUUUUGAAUGGCAGGUCCUGUAGCUGUUCAUCUUCUCUCUCUCUCUCUCUCUAUUUUUUGGUGUAAAUUCAACAUAAGCUUGAAUUUCAGUGUGUACCUGCUUCUUUUUCUAUAUUGUACAUUGGUUUACUUAGGGAAUGGGGAUGUUGUUUGGUUUCAUUUAUGUGUGUCUACUUUUUAAUUAAGUAAACUUACUUCAUCAGCUAUGAUAAAAUUUGGAUUCUAUAAGUUGUAUUCAAAAUUGUGUUUCACUUGAUUUUUUUGGCAUCUUGACUCCAUUCUGCAUUAGUUAAGUAAAUUAUUUAAUUUUUUGAAUUUCUGGAUAUUUUGAACAUCUUACUGUAAUUUGUAAUAUAACUGCUGUGAAAUACUUGAAUAAAGAUGGCAAGUAAAAAUUC
Molecule: messenger RNA, 7822 nt
Organism: Varanus komodoensis (Komodo dragon)
Lineage: Eukaryota; Metazoa; Chordata; Lepidosauria; Squamata; Varanidae
Gene: ATAD2B
Product: ATPase family AAA domain containing 2B
Exons: 28
Coding region: 249-4583 (1444 amino acids)
Biological process (GO): positive regulation of transcription by RNA polymerase II
Cellular component (GO): nucleus
Molecular function (GO): histone binding; ATP binding; ATP hydrolysis activity
Source: RefSeq, a predicted model, not a curated record